ACUCUAGAGAUUAACCUACACCAUGUCAGGAAGAGGCAAAACCGGCGGAAAAGCCAGAGCAAAGGCAAAGACCCGCUCCUCCCGUGCCGGGCUCCAGUUCCCAGUCGGUCGUGUCCACAGGCUGCUGCGUAAAGGAAACUAUGCCCAGCGUGUUGGUGCCGGAGCCCCCGUCUACCUGGCGGCUGUGCUCGAGUACCUGACCGCUGAGAUCCUGGAGUUGGCCGGUAACGCUGCCCGUGACAACAAGAAGACCCGUAUCAUCCCCCGUCACCUGCAGCUGGCUGUCCGCAACGACGAGGAGCUCAACAAGCUGCUCGGAGGAGUCACCAUCGCUCAGGGAGGAGUGCUGCCCAACAUCCAGGCUGUUCUCCUGCCCAAGAAGACCGAGAAGGCUGCCAAGAAGUAGAGACCCAAUACUGACCUCAACAAACACAAAGGCUCUUUUAAGAGCCACCACAUCACAACUAAACAGCAAAUUCUUAUUAUAUGUGAAGUCAAUUUUAUACUGUCGAUAAUUUAAGCACGUUAUUAAAACAACCUAUAAUUUUGAUAAAUGCUCCAUCACCACAUCUAAGAAUAAUUCAUUUGGUUUAAUACUUCUGCUUCAUACCUUCAGAAACAGUCAUAAACAUGAAUGAAUGUAGGCUACUGUGUAUUAGACAUGAUGGUUACAGUUACACACAAGUAUUUCUCAUAUUGCAUUGAAUUAGGCCUUCAUCUUACACAUUGUCUUGGAUGCAUGUCUUAAAUGUGAAUAUCAAGUCCUGAUUUGUUCAGUGGCAGACUCCUUAAUAGAAGUUGUGGUGGCUCUUAAUAGAGAACCACAUUAUAAUUUAACUGUACCAUUAUUUUCUCUAGUUCUACAUGAGAUGUGUUGUCUUUGAAA
Molecule: messenger RNA, 886 nt
Organism: Labrus bergylta (ballan wrasse)
Lineage: Eukaryota; Metazoa; Chordata; Actinopteri; Labriformes; Labridae
Product: histone H2A
Biological process (GO): heterochromatin formation
Cellular component (GO): chromatin; nucleosome
Molecular function (GO): structural constituent of chromatin; protein heterodimerization activity; DNA binding
Source: RefSeq, a predicted model, not a curated record